Arvicola amphibius (Eurasian water vole) is the source of this 579-nucleotide messenger RNA. Its product is annotated as interferon alpha-12-like. Gene Ontology annotation, molecular function: cytokine activity; type I interferon receptor binding. Lineage: Eukaryota; Metazoa; Chordata; Mammalia; Rodentia; Cricetidae. The record is from RefSeq and is a predicted model, not a curated record. Bases 1 to 579 code for a protein of 192 amino acids. Gene Ontology annotation, biological process: response to exogenous dsRNA; B cell proliferation; defense response. The transcript has a single exon. Gene Ontology annotation, cellular component: extracellular region.
AUGGCCAGACCCUGUGCUUUCCUGAUGACCAUGGUGCUGAUGAGCUACUGGUCAACCUGCUUUCUGGGAUGUGACCUGCCUCAGACUCAUAACCUCAGCAACAAGGGAGCCAUGACACUCCUGGCACAAAUGAGGAGACUCUCCCCUCUGUCCUGCCUCAAGGACAGAAAGGACUUUGCAUUCCCUCUGGAGAAGGUGGAUGCCCAGCAGAUCCAGAAGGCCCAAGCCAUCCCUGUCCUGCAGGAGCUGACCCAGCAGGUCCUGAUCCUCUUCAGCUCAAAGGACUCAUCUGCUGCUUGGGAGACAGCCCUCCUAGACACAUUCUGCACUGGCCUCCACCAGCAGCUUAAGGACCUGCAGGCCUGUCUGAUGCAGCAGGUGGAGGUGCAGGAACCUCCCCUGAGCCAGGAAGACUCCAUGGUGGCUGUGAGGAAAUACUUCCACAGGAUCACUGUCUACCUGAGAGAGAAGAAACACAGCCCCUGUGCCUGGGAGGUGGUCAGAGCAGAAGUCUGGAGAGCCCUGUCUUCUUCAGCCAAGUUGAUGGCAAGAUUGAGUGAGGAGAAGGAGAAGUCCUGA